AUGGUAAGAUCAGUAGACCCUGAAUUGGAUCCUGUUUCGCACUACAAUCUAGCACUUGAACACUGGGCGCACUUUCAGCAGACGUGGGAGCGAGGAGAACUUGACAAGUCCAUUUUUCAUAGUCGCGUCACAGUCGAACUUUGUCCUGAGAGACAUCCAUAUCGCGACACAGCAUUGAACGACCUGGGAGGUUACCUUUACACGCGAUUCGAGCAAUAUGGGAGGAUGGAAGACCUGGAGGAGGCAGUUGAGCGUCAUCGUGCUGCGUUAGAACUUCGCCCUCAUGGCCAUCCUGAUCGUUCCUCGUCUCUGAGUAACCUUGGACUUUCCCUUCAUACUCGAUUUCGGCGGCGUGGACGGACUGUAGACCUUGACGAGGCCGUCGAGCAUCAUCGUGCUGCCCUGGAAAUUUGCUGUGAUGGUCAUCCCAAUCGUGCCAUGACUUUGAAUAACCUUGCAAUUUCCCUUCAUACUCGAUUUCGACAACAUGGACAGACUAAAGACCUUGAUGAAGUCAUUGACUACCAUCGUGCUGUUCUAGAACUUCGUCCAAAUGGCCAUCCCAAUCGUUCCAAGUCUCUGAACAACCUUGCGGCUGCGCUUCAUACUCGAUUUGACCUGCACGGACGGAUUGCAGACCUUGAUGAAGCUGUCAAGUAUCAUCGCGCUGCCCUGAAGCAUAUCCCGGAAGGCCAUCCUGAUCGUUCCACGUCUCUACAUAACCUCGCGAAUUGCCUUCACAUUCGGUUUCAACAGCAUGGACAGUCUGCAGACCUUUUUGAGGCCAUUAAGCAUCAUCGUGCUGCCCUGGAACUUCGGCCAGAUAGCCAUCCCAAUCGUUCCUCGUCUCUUUAUAACCUUGCAGAUACCCUUCAUACUCUAUUUACAUGGCAUGGACAAGCUGCAGAUCUUGACGAGGCCAUCGAGCGUCAUCGUGCUGCCCUGGAGCUUCGCCCCAAUGGCCAUCCUAAUCGUUCUGACUCUCUUAAUAGUCUUGCAAUCUCUGCCAUUACUCGAUUUGAACAGUAUGGGUUGAGUGCAGAUCUCGAUGAGGCCAUCGAACAACAUCAUGCUGCCCUGGAACUCUGCCCUGUCGGCCAUCCUAAUCGUUCCACGUCUCUUAACAAUCUUGCAGGUUGCCUCGCUACUCGAUUUGAACAGCAUGGACAGAGUGCAGACCUUGAUGAAGCUAUCAAGCACCAUCGUGCUGCCCUGGAACUUCGCCCCAAUGGUCAUCCCAAUCGUUCAUCGUCUCUGAAUAACCUUGCGGGCUGCCUUCUCGGACGGGCCACAGACCUUGACGAAGCCAUCAGUUACCAGUUUGCUGCUUCAGAGCUUAUCCCUAAUAGCCAUCCCAAUCAUCCUAUGACCCUACAUAACCUUGCAUGUUCUCUCCAAGCUCGAUUUGCACAAAAUGGACAGACUGCUGACCUUAUCAAUGCCAUUAAGUACCAUCUCACUGCUUUAAAGCUUGUUCCCAACGGACAUCCCAAUUGUUCCACGGCUCUACAUGAUCUUGCAGUUUCCCUUCAAACUCGAUUUGAACAAAACGGUCGGACUGCAGACCUUGAUGACGCUAUCAAACAUCAUCACGCUGCCCUGGAACUUCGUCCAAAAGGUCACCCUCAACGUUCCACGUCACUGGCGAGCUUGGGCUUAUCGUUGUACUCUCGAUUUAAGAAGUUCGGAGUCACAGACGACUUCGAAGAGUGCAUGCAAUUACUCGAAGAUGCUACCGAGCAUGAACUUUCAAGCUCAACAGAGCGUCUCAGGGUCGCAACUCUAUGGGCGGAGCUAGCUCAAAAACAUUCUCAUCACACCAUAUCCAGAGCGUACAAAGAAGCAAUGUUGCUUCUGCAACGUAUCCUUAUUGUUAGUCCUACUCUUGAUGCCCACCACAACCUUCUCAGCCAGAAACAAUACCACGGAACUCUCCCAUGUAACGCAGCGGCAUAUGCUGUGGAAGGGAAUAGGCUCGAAGAGGCUAUAGAGAUACUCGAGCAAGGAAGGGGCUUGCUCUGGGCGCAGAUGCGCGGACUUAGAACACCUUUAGAUCGCCUUGCCGAAGCGGACAAAGAGCUCGCCGACAGGUUCAGGGAAGUUAGUCGCCAGCUGGAGAGCCUUACGACAUCGCCGACUGAGUUGCAGGAUGGCUCAGGCACGAGGCGGCUCACUACCGAGCAGGAGCAGAUUAUCAAUGAGAUACGUCUACUUCCCGAGUUUGAGAAAUUUCUUGAAGCUACGCCAUUCAAGGUACUUCAGCAGGCAGCUUCAGAGGGUCCGGUGAUUGUGGUCAAUCAUAGCAUAUAUCGAUGCGAUGUACUCAUUGUCCUCCCCCGUGAGGAUCUGACGGUUGUCUGCGUCCCCUUGGAUGAAGAGUUCUAUGCUGAUAGCACACGGCUAUAUUGCGAACUUGUGGGAACGCGCUUAAGCUCUAAAGUUGACUCAGUAGAAUACGACGACACGCUACGCCGAGUGAUGAAGACAUUAUGGGAUAGGGUCGUCUCCAAAGUCGUCGACAAACUAAACGAACUCGAGAUUGCGGAAGGAUCGCGCAUUUGGUGGUGUCUAACGACCUUGCUGUCGGCACUGCCCUUCCACGCCGCUGGUCCGUUUGAGGGCAUAAACGGUACUUCCACAUAUCUAUUGGACAGGUAUAUCUCGUCAUAUGCACCAACCCUCGGGGCACUCAUUGAUGCACAGUCAUCCUGCGGAAGCAGGAAAGCACCAACUGCUCUCGUCAUUGGGGAUACUUCGCUUCCGUCCGCUAGGGAAGAGAUUCGCAAGAUCAAAAAUUGUGGCAUAAACCCCAAGCUACUCAGUAGCAAAGCAUCCCACGAUACUGUGACAACAGCACUUCGGAAAACCUCAUGGGUACAUUUCGUUUGCCACGGUGGAUUAAGUUCAAAGCCCUUAAACUCAUCAUUCAAAGUAUCCGAUCGUGGGCUGACUUUGCUCGACAUUGUCCAGACAAAUCUUCCGAACGCACAGUUCGCAUUCCUUUCUGCUUGCCACACUGCCGAACAGUCUUACAACGUUGCACACGACGAAGUGCUCCAUCUGGCUGCGGCGAUGCAAUUCUCUGGUUUCCGAAGCGUGAUCGGAUCGAUGUGGGAGCUACUUGAUGUGGAUGGGCCCUUUUUUGCCAAGACAGUGUAUGAGUACAUGUGCGACUGCGACGAGGGCGAGCUAAGGUACAAGCGUGCGGCUGCUGGACUUCGCAAGGCGGCGAUAGAACUGAAAGCACGAGAUGAUGUUCGGGUUGAGAGAUGGGUCAACUUGAUUCACAUAGGUGCUUGA
This is a messenger RNA of Fomitiporia mediterranea MF3/22, 3300 nucleotides long. RefSeq names its product TPR-like protein. The transcript has 3 exons. Bases 1 to 3300 code for a protein of 1099 amino acids. The record is from RefSeq and is a predicted model, not a curated record. Gene Ontology annotation, molecular function: protein binding. Lineage: Eukaryota; Fungi; Basidiomycota; Agaricomycetes; Hymenochaetales; Hymenochaetaceae.